AUGAUCCCAGCUGUUCCACGAGGACCAAUCCUAGAGAUUGCUUGUUUCAAUGAAGCAUCAGCCAUGAUUGCUGCAGGAGCGGGAGCAGACCGUAUCGAGUUAUGCAAAGACUACCAUCUCGGUGGGCUAUCGGCCGAUAAAGAUAUUCUCGAAAAAUUGAAAUCGCAGCUCACACUACCGAUCUACACGAUGCUUCGCCCACACGCCGAAGGAUUCUGUUACGAAGAAUUUGACUUUGAGGUGAUGAAGCAAACACUCAAUUCUCUCAAGUCCUGUGGGGCUGACGGUUUCGUCUUCGGGAUUUUGAAUCGAUCUUCACAAAAGCCUUGUGAUCCGAAUGUGCCGUGGGUCGAUGUAUCCCGUAACAAGCAGCUUGUCCAACUAGCUGACGGGCGCCCCUGCACAUUUCAUCGUGCUUUUGAUGUCAUUCCUGAAUCUCAUUGGGAGAACGCAUUGUCCGAUAUCAUGGAGUGUGGCUUUACAUCGAUUUUAACCAAUGGUGGUGCUUCAGGAACACGGGCCAUGGAAUGCGUUGACAAGCUGAAAACUCUAGUACGUUAUAGAAUGAAACUUCAGAGCAACAGAGUUCCAGAAAUCAUUGUUGGAGGUGGUGUGAGGGCAUCGAACAUAGGCUUGCUUCACAACAUUACCGGUGCCUCAGCCUUCCAUUCAGCGGCUCUUUUAGUCACGGAAGAGGUGGCAUCGGCAACUGAGGUGUUUAAAAUGAAGGAUGAGAUAACGCGGGCGAAAUAA
Penicillium verrucosum is the source of this 753-nucleotide messenger RNA. Its product is annotated as copper homeostasis protein CutC. NCBI's taxonomy places the organism in Eukaryota, Fungi, Ascomycota, Eurotiomycetes, Eurotiales, Aspergillaceae. Gene Ontology annotation, molecular function: copper ion binding. The transcript has 2 exons. The record is from RefSeq and is a predicted model, not a curated record. Bases 1 to 753 code for a protein of 250 amino acids.